AUGUUAAGUCGAAGCGCGAAAAAUUGGCGAUUUCAACAAAAAGCGAUUAAAUAUUUAGAAAAUGUCGAUAGAACUAAAGUGCCCGUUUCGAGAUAUUCUAUGGAACAGAAAAGAUUAGAAGAAGCUCAAAAUAAUCAAGAUAUUUUAAAGGAAGUGCAUACGAAACAUGAAAAUCUAAUAGAAAAUAUGAACAAGUUUACGAUUGUUUCCACUAAUCCACCCGAGCGAACUGAAGCAAGGAGGCCAGGACCUACGAGAGAAAACGAAUGGUCAACUAGAUAUGAGCAAUCAUGGGAAUUUGGAUUUUACGAGCCACCAGCUGAUAAAAUACCGAAAGGAAAAUUGACAUUUCGUGAGGCUCUCGAUCUGAUGAAAGUGCGAUCAAGCUUGGAGGAGAGGAGUAAUGAAGCAUAUACUUCAGUCGAUAUCAGCAAAGAUCAUUCGGCGAAAUAUCCAGCUAUCGAUCGAAUUGAUAAGGAGAAACUUCAACGUAUGUGGCAGUAUUUUAGAGCAUUUGAGCACAGAGAACAACAACAGAUCGUUCGAAAUUCCGAAAUAAAAGUUCUUCAGGACGCCUUUCUUGGAUAUAUACGACCGCAAAAAUUGGCGGAUGUUUUCAGUUUAGCUAAAAAAACAAUUAAACGGAAGAUAGGUCCGACAUUGGAUUCUCUUAUGCCUUCUCAGAAAAAUGAUGAAAAUAGUAAGGAUUUCUUGGAAGAGAUAAAACAAAGGCGAUUUGAGGAAAAGCAAAGGUUAAAUAAGCAAUUGGAGAAUUUGGAUGAUUUUAGCGUGGAAGCGGAGAAAUUUCCAAAAUCCAAAUCAUUGGCUGUGAAAAGCUCCAAAAAUAGUAACAAUUCCACUCAGAGUUGA
Molecule: messenger RNA, 870 nt
Organism: Dracunculus medinensis (Guinea worm)
Lineage: Eukaryota; Metazoa; Nematoda; Chromadorea; Rhabditida; Dracunculidae
Source: the annotation of a GenBank genome assembly